Messenger RNA from Staurois parvus, 524 nucleotides. The record is from the annotation of a GenBank genome assembly. NCBI's taxonomy places the organism in Eukaryota, Metazoa, Chordata, Amphibia, Anura, Ranidae.
UGCUGGGCACGGGUGGGCGGAGCUAGUGGGCGCACUGCUGGGCACAGGUGGGCGGAACUUGCGGGUGGCACUGCUGGGCACCGAUCAUCAGGGCACUGAUCAUCAGUGCCCUGAUGAUCGGUGCCGAUCCCCGCUCUGACAACUGCCGGUUCUCGGCAGUACUUUCCUCACGAUCUGACAGCGUGAGGAAAGUGCAGCCGAGAACCGGCACUUGCAUUUCCCUCUGAUCAGCCCCCAGCAGUGCCAGCUGUCAGUGUCCAUCAAUGCCACCUGCCAGUGCCCAUCAAUGCCACACUAAUGCCACAUAUCAGUGCCUACCAGUGCACAUCAAUCAGGGCCCAUCUGAGCUGCCUUUCAGUGUCACCUAUCAGUGCCAGUCAGUGCCACCUAUCAGUGCUGCCAAUCAGUACCACCUAUCAGUGCCAGUCAGUGCCACCUAUCAGUGUGUAUCAGUGCCCAUCAGUGCUGCCUAUCAGUGUCAGUCUAUGCCACCUAACAGUGCCAGUCAGUGCCACCUAUCAGUG